This is a messenger RNA of Chelonoidis abingdonii (Abingdon island giant tortoise), 974 nucleotides long. NCBI's taxonomy places the organism in Eukaryota, Metazoa, Chordata, Testudines, Testudinidae. The record is from RefSeq and is a predicted model, not a curated record.
UUCGCCCGCUCCCAGCACCCCAACGCCCGGCGCCGCCGGGACCCCGUCGGGGAGGACGCCAUUGGCCUGAAGUGAGUGACACAGUGACCCCCACAGCCCUGCCCUGCUCCCCACAGCGCCCCCCGGGGGUCCAGGCUGGGACACUCACCCCACUUCCCCCUCCCAGGCCUCUGAAGCUGGAGCCCGAGUUCGAGGAUGACGGGCAGCCGACCCCUCAGCAAAUCGAGGUAUUGGGGUGACCCUGGCUGGGCUGGGGACCCCGGGGGGCCAGCCAGGGACCUCACCCUUCGCACUGAGAGUUGGGGGGCAUCGCCUGGAGGGAGGGGCUGGGACCCCAAAGCUGGGGGUUGGUGGGGAGGCGAUAACACUUGGGGGGCUCUUUUCCGGUCUGUUAAUCCCCAUCCCCCUCCUGCCAGGCUGACGCCCCCCCCUCGGACCGGGACUGCAGGCACUGGACACCCAAGCACCUGAGUGCCAGGGCGCCCGUCCCACAAUGCAUCAUGCUGACCCCGCCCCAGGAUGAGGCCCCCGAGGGGCGGGACCUCGACGCCAGGGGGCCAGAUGGGGUGACGCCGCUGAUGGCAGCGGUGUGUGCGGGGGGCACCGUGGGGGAGCUGCUAGCGCAGGGGGCGCGGCUGGACGCCCAGACGGACGCGACGGGGGAGACGGCCCUGCACCUGGCCGCCCGCUUUGCCCGGGCCAGCGCCGUCCGCAGCCUCCUGGAUGCCGGUGCAGACCCCAACGUGCGGGACCGGGCAGGGCGCAGCCCCCUGCACAGUGCCAUCGGGGCUGACGCCCUGGGGGCCUGCCAGGUGAGUGUGCGGGGAGUGUGGAUGAGGUGUGGGGAUGGGAAUGGGGAGCCUCCAGUCCUCUGUCUAGCCCUGCAGUCACUCUGCCCCACCCAGAACAGCCUGGAGACCCCGUAUGAGCGACGGUGCACCGCCACUGAUCUGGCGUGCGCUGGAGGUGGAUGA